UCUGGAAAGCAAGUUUGUGGAGAAAAUGUACAAUGCAUUUUGGGACCAUUUGAAAGAUCAGCUGUCAAGUACUCCUCCAGACUUUUCUUGUGCUCUUGAACUUAUAAACAACAUAAAACAGAUUUUGGUAUCACUGCUAUUACCACGUCAGAACCGUUUAAAACAUGAGAUUGAGGAAGCGCUGGACAUGGAUCUUCUAAAACAAGAAACAGAGCAUGGGGCUCUGGAUGUUCCUCAUCUCUCCAACUAUAUUCUCAACUUGAUGGCCCUCCUGUGUGCACCGGUUAGAGAUGAAGCUGUACAGGAGCUAGAGAGCAUAAAAGAUCCAGUAGAAUUACUGAGGGGCAUCUUCCAUGUUCUUGGCCUGAUGAAAAUGGACAUGGUGAACUAUACCAUCAAGAACAUUCGGCCAUACUUGCAAGAACAUUCUGUCCAAUACGAACGAGCUAAAUUUCAGGAACUCCUUGACAAGCAGCCUAAUUUCCUUGAUUGUACCACCAAAUGGAUGACUAGAGCUGCCACUGAUGUUACUACACCACUGCCAAGUACAUCUAUGUCUCCGAGCUCCUCUUCUGGCACAAUAAGUUCAUUUCCAUAUUCAAUAACUAACCUAGAGCCACCUAGUCUAACAACAGUGUUAUACCAAGGCUAUCUAAACCUUGUUCUCAGGGACUAUGGGAAUGAAGAAUUCCCUGAGACUCUGCUGAUGGAUAAAGCACGGCUGCAGAUCAUGAAAUCCAAAUUACGCCACUUGACCAUUCUAGCUUCAGUUUUACUUGUGGCAAGAAGUUUCUCUUGUGGUGUUUUAUUCAGCUCACCAGAAUUUGUGGAUAAACUGAAGUGUAUAACUAAGGCUCUAACAGAAGAAUUUAGCUCCAAGCCAGAAGAGUCUAUGCUCAGUGUCAGUGACCAGAUAUCUCAAGAAAUCCAUCAAGGACUCCAGAACACAGGCCUCACUGCUUUGAGCAGUGAAAAUAGGGCAUCUCUUGUAGGCCAACUCCGGAACAUUGCCAAGAAAGAGAACUGCAUUCGUACCAUCAUUGAACAACGGAUACAUUUGUUUCUUAAAUGCUGUUUGAUUCGAGGCAUGCAGGAAUCUCUUCUAGACUUCCCCGGAGGACUUCUUUUCAUUGAACCAGAGUUGGCAGAACUAGGCUGGAAAUUCGUUAAUUUGAUGCAUCACAACCAGCAUGUAUUUAGUCCAUACUAUGCUGAGAUCUUAAAAAAUAUCAUCUCUCCACCGAAAGCAGAAGAAAAUGAAGAAAAACCUAUCUGAUACUGUUGGUUCCGAGUCCUGGCAUGAGGAAUCUGGAGAGGGCUUAUCAUACUCCCAGAAUGACAUCAUUUGUAGCCAACAAUU
Molecule: messenger RNA, 1360 nt
Organism: Phodopus roborovskii (desert hamster)
Lineage: Eukaryota; Metazoa; Chordata; Mammalia; Rodentia; Cricetidae
Product: T-complex protein 11 X-linked protein 2
Exons: 7
Coding region: 26-1276 (416 amino acids)
Biological process (GO): regulation of sperm capacitation
Cellular component (GO): sperm flagellum; acrosomal vesicle
Source: RefSeq, a predicted model, not a curated record